Messenger RNA from Prunus armeniaca (apricot), 423 nucleotides. Lineage: Eukaryota; Viridiplantae; Streptophyta; Magnoliopsida; Rosales; Rosaceae. The record is from the annotation of a GenBank genome assembly.
AUGUGGGUCCUGAAGGUCGAGGUUGUGGAGGGGCUAUUCAUCGAGGAGAUGGGGCAUAGCGGUAUGACCCUAGCUACUUUGGAGGAUGAGAUGAAGAACGUCGUUGCUCAUCGAGAGUUCGACCGAGGCAAAAGAGAUGAGCAGGCGGUUACUGUGGCAAAGCUGAGCAGGACAAUCAGUGAGCAAGUGAAGGUUGAGGAGGAGCUAGGGCUCGUGCGUGGUCGGGUCGAGGCAAAAAUGAAGAAAAAUGCCGAGCUGUUGUUGUCGGUGAACAAGCUUGCUAAGGAUAAGUGUGGCCUGGGCAUAGAAUUGUCUAAGGCACGAAAGGAUUUAGGUGAAGCCAAUUGGAAGAUUGAAGCCCUUGCCUCAGAGCUGCAGUCCUGCUAUGAUGACAGGGGUGAAGGAUUACACCGAAUUGGCUGA